Molecule: messenger RNA, 849 nt
Organism: Cotesia congregata
Lineage: Eukaryota; Metazoa; Arthropoda; Insecta; Hymenoptera; Braconidae
Source: the annotation of a GenBank genome assembly
AAUAAAAUAAAAAUGCAAGUUCUUCCGUAUUAUCCGCCAAUGAUGUACAACUGUGUUCCUCAUCCAGUUCACGAUCAUCAAGCUGUUGAUGUUAAGCUGGACAAUAAAGAUCUUUGGAUGAAGCGGAUGUUCCCAUCGGUCCAGGUCACAGUAGAGGGUCUAGAUCGCCGAAUGCACUAUUGCGUGAUGAUGGAAAUAGUCCCGUCGUCUAGACGCCGUCACAAGUACGUGGGAUGUGAGUCAACAAGUGGCUCGGUAUGCGACGGUGAGUCGAAAGUUAGGGGCUGGACUAGCGCCGGAGCAGCUGAACCCCAGCCCCCGACUCACAAGAGAAUUUAUAUUCAUCCUGACAGUCCGGCUACUGGGUCUCACUGGAUGAAUCAGCCUAUCAACUUCAUUAAGCUUAAACUUACUAACAACGUCGUCGACCAUCACAACAAUGUCGUACUAUGCUCAAUGCACAAAUACAUCCCCAAAAUCUGGAUCAUCUUAUCAUCACCAAACGAGAAUAUGAUGAACCUGUUCUCUCAACCAUCAUUGACCUUCACCUUCCCAGAGACAGAGUUCAUCGCAGUGACGGCGUAUCAAAACGAAAGCAUCACCAAGCUGAAGAUCGACCACAACCCCUUCGCAAAAGGAUUCCGCGAGACCGGUAAGAGCUGCAAAAGAAAGCUCGAGAAUUCCAAGAACCUGCAAGACGAAGAAGACAACUCCUGCGACGAACAGAGCUGUCGCUCCUCCACCUCAGGAGACAGCGGAGUUUGCAGCAACGAAGGAAGCAGCCCUCCGCCGAUGAUCCAGGAGGAACUCCAGUCUAAAUUCUACAGACCCUGGUUAGACGCUCCCUAG